GUUCAUUUUACUUCAUUCAGUUGUGGACAGCUCAACGAAAUGUUGCGAGUGUUCGUUGUUUGUUCAUAUUUUUCUUCGUGAAAAUAUGUUAUUAAUUGAGCUGCAAGUCUUCUGGAACUGGUAAAAUAUGAAUGCCUGGAAAGCAAUUGGUAGUAGAAUACCAAUAGUUGCCACUAAAUUCCGGAUCAUCUCGUCGGAGACAAGUAACGGUCAGGAUGCUAUUCCAAAACAGGCAAAGCGAUCGAAUCAAUCACAGACACGUCACGCUAUAUUGGACUUGCGACGAAAAGCCAUACCAGUCGAUCGCCAGCGGCAUGUUCUGUACGAGUUGGUGGAAAAGCUCGAGCGUUCGCCAAAUGAAAAAUCGUUUGCAAUACAGGAAGGAGCAAUCGAGCUGUUCAAGGAACUGCGGCAUUCACCCGAUGCGGCUAUAGCAGAACAUGCCAGGCUUGGAUUGGCACUCAUUGGCUAUGUGCCACCCCUUCCUGGUCAAGGCAUCAGGAUCCUCACUAUUGACGGGGGAGGAAUUCGAGGUAUUAUUGUGAUGGAAUUGCUCAGGAAGAUCGAGAAGAUGACCAACAAAAAGAUAUUCGAUUUGUUUGAUAUGGUGUGUGGUGUGUCGACAGGAGCUAUUCUAGUUUGCGCUUUGGCUUCUGAAAAAAAUCUUACCCUGAAUGAAAGUAUCAGCUUGUAUAAAAAAAUUAGCCAUAAAAUGUUCCAUCGACCUUCUACGUUGGACAAACUCACUGGAGCGUCGCGUCUAGUCGCAUCUCAUGCUUAUUAUGAUGUAGAACUGUGGGAAGCAUUUCUGAAGAAACACAUAGGCUUUCGAAGAAUAAUCGAUACAUCGAAACUGACCCAUGUUCCAAAGUUUUGCUGCGUAUCAACUACAAUUUGUGAUGAGUACAUAGACGCGCAUGUGUUCCGCAACUACACAUUCCCGUUGAACAUGCACUCAGUGUUCUCGGGAAGUCACACUGCGCGUCUCUGGGAAGUGGUUAGGGCUUCAUCAGCGGCACCAGCAUAUUUUGGAGAUUUUCAACUCAAUGGUCAGUUGCAUCUUGAUGGCGGUAUUCUAUAUAAUAACCCCACAACGGUGGCAAUCCAUGAAGCAAAAUGUUUAUGGCCAGAUGAAGACAUCCAGUGUAUAGUUUCGUUCGGCACUGGAAGAACACAAAAUCCACCGAGGAUUCGGAAGGACGGACAAAAACUAUUCAGUGAGAAUAUAUUAGAACGUGUUGAGCUCUCUAGUUCAUGGAAAACGAAGUUUCUUCGUAUAUUGGAUUCCGCAACGGAUACCGAAGCCACCCACACCAUACUGAGUGACCUGCUUCCUCCCGGCCGAUACUUUAGGUUUAACCCAUAUCUAACAGAGUUUCUUUCCAUGGUAGAAGUCCGCCCGGAUAAGAUAGCUCAGCUCGAGAAGGACACGGCGGAUUACUUCAUUCGUAACGAGGAUAAAUUCGAAUUGGUCGCAAAUCUCCUAACUCGCAAACGAACGGUCAUCCAAAGGGCGCACGAUGCAAUUCGUGCUGGUUUUAGUUGAUUCACAUGCUAUCAUAGUCAUUAGUGACAACGUAAGUUAUAAUGUUCCAAAGAAGCCGAAUUUUAGCACUAGAGACGAAAGUAUAGAUUAUUUCAAUGACAGUUUACAUUUCUUUAUCACCACAUUAAUUUUGAGAUCUCGUUUCCCGCUGGUUCUGAAGUGCCAGGGAAAGUACUGUUUAUGAUGAGAUUAGGAGAGUUACCGAGUCACGAGGUAUGUAUUUCGUUAGUGUAGAAUAAACAAUGCGUUUGUAAACGAUCAGCCGA
This is a messenger RNA of Toxorhynchites rutilus septentrionalis, 1812 nucleotides long. Its product is annotated as calcium-independent phospholipase A2-gamma-like. The record is from RefSeq and is a predicted model, not a curated record. The transcript has 6 exons. Gene Ontology annotation, biological process: arachidonate metabolic process. NCBI's taxonomy places the organism in Eukaryota, Metazoa, Arthropoda, Insecta, Diptera, Culicidae. The coding region runs from base 128 to 1546 and encodes 472 amino acids. Gene Ontology annotation, cellular component: membrane.